AUGGGUUACCUAAAUCGGUUCCUGCCAGUGUUGUUCCUUUUCUGGACGAGUGUUCUGGCGAUGCUCCCUGCAUCAUACGAUGUUAUCUGGGAUAAACCUGGUGUCAAUGGUUCAGCCGACUCCAUGCCUCUUGGUGGCGGUGAUAUUGGCCUUAACACUUGGUACGAGAAUGGCACUAUUCUCAUGUACAUCGCCAAGAGCGGAACCUUUGACGAGAACAAUUCUCUGCUGAAGCUGGGUCGCGUCAGACUCUCCUUUGACCCCAAUCCGUUUGACAGCAAGUCGUUCGAGCAAAGGCUACUACUCAACGAUGGUUAUGUCAAGUACACUGGUGAGGACAAUGCGACUGCCAAGAUUUGGGUUGACGUCUUCAAUCCCGUUGUGCACAUCGAGGUCGAUAGCCCUGAGAGGAUCGCUGUCAAGGUCGCCUACGAAAACUGGCGCUACGAAGACCGCGAAAUCAUCAAUGAGGAGCGCAACCAAGGUUCAUGGGGCAUCUACACCUCCAAGAUCGCAAACGGCACCACCUACGCCGACAAGAUUGGCUUCCAUGAGAAUGGUGUCCUUAUGAGCCAUCGUAACGAGAAGCUGGAUCUAUGGAACUUUCAGAUGAAGCAGCAAGGACUUGAGAAGCACUCUGAUAAGAUGUACAACCCCAUGCGCAACAAUGAGUUUGGCAUCUUUGUCCAUUCCGAGCAGUUGAAACCCGGUGUCAUCACAAAUGGUCACUACAUCAACACUACUUACAAAGCUUGGAAUCUUGAGACCAAAUCUCCUAGCAAGUCUUUCAAGGUUACAUUGUCAAUGUAUCAGGCUCAGACCAAGAGUCACGAUGAGUGGUACAAAGGACUCCAGAAGGUGAUUAAGUCCGCGGUCAAGAACACCCAGGACGCGACUCUGACCUGGUGGCACAAUUACUGGGCACGAUCAUAUAUCAUCAUCAAUGAGGAAAAGGGCGAGAAGGAUUCAGGCUUCCAGGUCGGCAAAAACUACCAGAUCUGGCGAUAUCUCAUGGGAUGCAAUGCCAAGGGUGACUGGCCCACGAAGUUCAAUGGCGGUCUUUGGACUUUUGAUCCCAUCUAUGUCAAUAUUUGGCGUCCCUACACACCCGACUAUCGCCGUUGGGGAGGCGGUACCUUCACUGCCCAGAACCAACGUCUACUAUACUGGCCUCUUCUGCGAUCUGGUGACUUUGAUAUCAUGACGCAGCAGUUUGACUUUUACAAGCGCAUCACUCCCAAUGCCGUUCUUCGCGGUCAGGUCUACCAGGAUAUCGAUGCUGCGUACUUCUUGGAGCAGAUCGAUAACACUGGUUUGUCAAAUGUGUUUGAGUAUAAUGCGCAGUGGUACGAUGAUGAUGCUAAUACUCCGCGGCCUGAUUUCUUUCCUGAUGGUGAGUUGUGGAAUGUCUGGCUGAACCAUGUGCAGGAUACGGCCAAUGAGUUCGCCGAUAUGAUCCUGCAGGCCAACAUUUACUCUGGCUUCGACGUAAAGCCAUACCUCGAAUUCAUCGAGUAUCAACUGGCUUGGUUCGACAAAUUCUACACUCGGGAAAUGCAGAAGCGCAACCCUUGGCCCUUAACCGGUAUGGCUGGCAACGAAUCUCUGGUCAUAUAUCCAGGCUCUGGUGCCGAGACAUACAAAGAGUCAUAUAAUCCCGUCUCCACCCUGGCUGGUCUGCGUCAAGUUGUCAAAGAUCUUCUCAUCGUCGACGAGUAUGCACUUCAGAACAAGACCUAUUACACCAAGUACCUGGCCAAGAUCCCUGCGAACACUUUGCGCCAGCAGCAAGGUCACACUUGCAUUGCUCCCGCCGAAGCAUACACACGCGUUCAAAACAGCGAAGUUCCUCAACUUUACACUGUCUUCCCUUGGCCCGAAUACGGUCUUGGUCUUCCCAACCUCACGCACGCUAUCAACACUUAUCUCUACGACACCGAGACAUUCUCAUUCCACGGUAACACUGGCUGGAAGCAAGAUGUUAUUUGGCUUGCACGAAUGGGAUUCACAGCCAACGCGACCGCCAUGACAGAGGAGCGGUACGCACCAAGUAAAGUGUGCAAGUUUCCGACUUUUAAGGGCCCCAAUUUCGAUUGGACACCUGAUUUGAAUCACUACGGUUCUGCGGCCAUUGGACUGCAGGAGCAGCUCAUUCAGACUUUUGUUGGAAACGACAUUAGAUUGCUUGCUGCUUGGCCCAAGACUUGGGACGCGCGAUUCAAAGUUUGGGCUCCGCAUAAUACCACGGUCGAGGGUAUCGUGAAGGCUGGUAAGAUGGAGAAGCUCACGGUCCUGCCCAAACCUCGCAGCAGCGAUGUCAUUGUUGGUCAAGAUUGA
Fusarium proliferatum ET1 is the source of this 2337-nucleotide messenger RNA. RefSeq lists its product as uncharacterized. The transcript is spliced from 3 exons. The record is from RefSeq and is a predicted model, not a curated record. NCBI's taxonomy places the organism in Eukaryota, Fungi, Ascomycota, Sordariomycetes, Hypocreales, Nectriaceae. Gene Ontology annotation, biological process: carbohydrate metabolic process. The coding region runs from base 1 to 2337 and encodes 778 amino acids.